Molecule: messenger RNA, 643 nt
Organism: Capsella rubella
Lineage: Eukaryota; Viridiplantae; Streptophyta; Magnoliopsida; Brassicales; Brassicaceae
Product: protein PLASTID TRANSCRIPTIONALLY ACTIVE 7
Exons: 4
Coding region: 23-502 (159 amino acids)
Biological process (GO): plastid transcription
Cellular component (GO): plastid-encoded plastid RNA polymerase complex
Source: RefSeq, a predicted model, not a curated record
UUUGGACUGUGAAAGUGUAGCCAUGGCUUCCUCCUUCACCUGCUCUUCGAUUUUUCCUAUUACUGAUACGAGAAGCCUGAACUUGCGCUGCACAAUUCAAUCUCAGGUUUCUUGUGGGAUUCAGAGAGAUGACAAUGGACGCCGUGUUUGGCGGAGGAGAACUUUGACGAAGAAGGAUGAUAUGUUGCGUUACAAAAUGCAAAGAGUUCCGUUUGUGGAAGAACAAGUGAGGAAGAUAAGAGAAGUUGGCAAGGUAAUGACAAUGGACAUAGAACAGCUUCUUUUGAGGGAAGACAAUCGGUUCGAAUUUGUCAAUAGCGUAGCAGCUGAAGCAACAGAGUACGUGGAAAAGAACAGAGACGAAUACGGAGGUUCCAAAAAAGCCAUCUUCCACGUUCUGAGUAACCGUGUGAACGACCUCGGGUUCGAUCGCCCUGAGGCUUAUGUAGAAGCUGAUCCUUACAAACCCGGUCCUGGCUAUUUGUUGGAGUAUUACACAUAAAGAAACAACAAGAGUUUCAAUGUCACAGCUUUGUUCUUGUAUUACCAAAACCAAGUCUAUAGCAUUCAUAGUUUUUGUAGUUAGUUUUGGUAUAGAAACAGUGUCUUUAAAUCUUUUUAAUCAAAAUCAUAUAAAACUCAA